Lactuca virosa is the source of this 2098-nucleotide messenger RNA. Lineage: Eukaryota; Viridiplantae; Streptophyta; Magnoliopsida; Asterales; Asteraceae. The record is from the annotation of a GenBank genome assembly.
GGGAGGUUUUCCAUAUUCGUGUUUUUUCGAGUUUAUUCCGCUCGUCGUCACUCCCUCUCCCGAUUUUCAAAAUAAUUUCUCGAGAAUUACUUGUAGAAGAAUGGAAAUUCCAAUCGAUUCAGUAGGAGUGGUUUGUUAGGGAUCGAAAGGGAAAAAAUAAUCGAAGAUUUAUGAUGGAGAAGACAGAUCACGCCCGGAAAUUGUAUAAACGUAUGCGAUUAUGGGAGUUACCUGAUCAAUAUGUUGCAGAGCCCAUCGAUGGAUCAUCUGGUUCUUGUUUGGUUGUGAAACGUGAUGGCUCCAUGACGCUUGUUGAUGAAAUCCCAGAUUGUACAACUGUUCGUGUUCCUAAAAUUCAGACAAUUUAUGGUGUUGUUGGAAUACUAAAGCUUUUGGCAGGAUCAUAUUUAUUAGCUAUAACAGAACGUGAAAAUGUUGGAUUAUACUUAGGCCAUCCAAUCUACAAAGUCUUGUCACUCAAAGUCUUUCCCUGUGAUCGUUCUCUAAAAAGCUCCUGUGAUGAAAAGAAAAAGAUGGAGUCAGAGUUUUCAAGUCUGUUAAAAGUUGCUGAGAGGACACCUGGCCUUUAUUUUUCAUACCAUGUCAAUAUAACACUAAGUGCCCAAAGGUUAAAUGACUUGGGUGUGGAAGCAACUAAGAUUCCUCUCUGGAGGCAGGCAGAACCUCGAUUCGUAUGGAAUAAUUAUAUGUUGGAACUUCUCAUAGAUAACAAGCUCGAAGCAUACAUUCUUCCUAUUAUUCAAGGGACUUUCCAAAAUUUUCAAGCAGCAAUUGGGAAAGAUAUUAUAGAUGUCACCCUGAUAGCAAGAAGGUGUACUAGGAGAAAUGGGACUAGGAUGUGGAGAAGAGGAGCUGAUGAUGAUGGGUAUGUAGCAAAUUUUGUGGAAAGUGAACAGAUCAUACAAGUAAAAGGGUAUACAGCAUCAUUUGUACAGGUCCGAGGGUCAAUCCCUUUUCUUUGGGAACAGAUUGUUGAUUUAUCAUAUAAGCCAAAGUUUGAGAUUAUGAAACCUGAGAAAGCACCUCACAUUUCUGAGCGCCAUUUUUUGGAUUUAAGGAAAAAAUAUGGAAAUGUUAUAGCCAUUGAUCUUGUUAAUACGCGUGGUGAUGAAGGGCGUUUGUCUGAAAAGUUUGCCACAUCCAUGGAGAAGAUUCUGAACGAUGAUGUGAGAUACUUGCACUUUGACUUUCAUAAGAUUUGUGGACAUGUUCAUUUUGAGCGUUUGUCUAUCCUUUAUGAACAAAUUGAAGAUUUCCUGAUUAAAAAUAGGUACCAUUUAUUAAACGAAAGACGCGAAAAAGUUGAAACACAAAUAGGAGUUGUAAGGACUAAUUGUAUAGAUUGCUUAGAUCGUACAAAUGUCACACAGAGCAUGAUUGGGAGAAAAAUGUUGGAAUUCCAACUUCAAAGACUUGGUCUUUUUGAUGCCGAUGAAAACAUUAGCACACAUUCGAAUUUGAAUGACUCUUUCAAAAUAUUAUGGGCUAAUCAUGGGGACGAUAUAAGCAUCCAGUAUUCUGGCACGCCUGCUCUUAAAGGAGAUUUUGUCAGAGUGGGUCGGAGGACUACUAGAGGAAUGCUUAAAGAUGGCUAUAAUGCACUAAUGCGUUAUUACCUCAAUAACUUUGUUGAUGGUACAAAACAGGAUUCGAUUGAUUUAGUGCAAGGGCAUUACAUUGUUUCUCUUACUCGAGACAUGGCUCCAAAGAGAAAAGGAGGGAUAGAGAACAUUGCACCAUUUCCUGUUGUUGUGGGAGUUAUCUUGAUGGGUAUCUUUUUCGCAUUGUUGUCACUCAUACGAGUUCGAAAUGAUUUUUGGCAGUUGCCAUUGUCUAUUUUUUGGGCAUCACUGAGUCUAUUAAUUACACGAUAUGUGAAAGAAAAUGGUCGCGCUUUUUGCAACAGACCCCGGCUGCACAAACCUCUAGAAUGAUUUUGGCUACAAAUUUAUAUCAUUUUUUUUAUUAUUUCUUAUAGUUGAUAUAGCCCACAGUGUUCAUUGAUCGUAUUAUUAUAAGUUCUGUAAUUAUAUACGGGAGACCAUUGAAUUUUAUUGUACUUUUUUUUUAAAUGUAA